Molecule: messenger RNA, 3282 nt
Organism: Salvelinus sp. IW2-2015
Lineage: Eukaryota; Metazoa; Chordata; Actinopteri; Salmoniformes; Salmonidae
Product: ankyrin repeat domain-containing protein 13A
Cellular component (GO): cytoplasm
Molecular function (GO): protein binding
Source: RefSeq, a predicted model, not a curated record
CAAAUGAACAGUAAUCUGAGCUGCUCGGUCAAUGCAGCAUUUAGCCUCUUUUAGAAUAGGAGAGUGAAAUACACUCUCGUCUCUAACAUGUAGGCUCAGCAUUCCGGAACAGUCUCAUUACAAGUCAGAAUGUUGAACAAACUCCAUUUCAACUUACUUCACCUGUUGUCUUCCGAUUUUGCCACUAUGUCUGAGGUAAUCGGAUACAAAAUAUCCACAGGGAAGUGUUAUUAAUCAGACCUUCAGUAUGCUGGUCUGUAUAUUGAUUUGUAUUUCCGGUUUUUAUUUUCAAUACUGACACAAUUCGCACAAACACUUGCACAAUAUGGCCGAGCCAAACCGAACCACAGGGUGCAUGUUGUCCCGCACAAUCAGCUGGCAAAUUUUACUAACACUUCCAGAUUGAGGAAACGUGCUUCGGAUGAUACGUUUGGUUACAUUUGGCUAUUGUUUACAUAUUGUGCAAUGUGUCAGGAGAUUGAAAAUAAAAGCGGCAGAACCUACCGGUGCUGCAAAAAGUUGGGUAAACAACACUUUCCUGUGUAUACCCUAUCUCCACCUCCUAACUUCAAAAGGACCAACAGCAUGUACAACCGGUAAAAACGACGUCGAGGCUGUGGAUCCCAGGGGAAGGACACCGCUCCACCUGGCUGUGUCGCUGGGCCACCUGGAGUCGGUGAGAGUGCUUCUGAGACAUGGCGCUGAAGUUACCAAAGAGAAUGCCAAGAAUUGGACAGUGCUGCAGGAGGCAGUCAGCACCGGCGACCCAGAGAUGGUGCAGCUAGUGCUCCAGCGGCGAGACUACCUCAAAGCCUCCACAGCUCUGGGAGGAGUGCCUGAGCUUCUGAGCAAGAUCCGUGAGUCCCCAGAUUUCUACAUGGAAAUGAAAUGGGAGUUCACAAGUUGGAUCCCUCUCGUUUCCCGGGUUUGUCCCAGUGACGUGUGUCGGAUCUGGAAGAGUGGGGCCAGCCUGCGUGUGGACGCCACUCUGCUAGGCUUCGAGAACAUGACCUGGAUCAGAGGUCGUCGGAGCUACAUUUUCAGGGGAGAUGAUGCCUGCACAGAGUUGAUGGAGGUGAACCAUGACGAACAGGUGGUGGACACGGAACGCUUUGACAUCUCCAGGGAGAUAGAAGACGUAACGCUGGACUCCAUGCAACCUGCAGAACAGGAAGUGGCCAAGCGGCUGACCACGCCCGUUGUCAAUACCUUUCUGGACACCAGGGACAUUGCUUUUGAGAGAAAUAAAUCUGGGUUUUGGGGUUGGAGGAGUGAUAAAACGGAAGUUGUCAAUGGUUUCGAGGCUAAGGUUUUCACUGUGAACAAUGUAAGCGUGGUGAUCCGGACGAGGACAGAGCAUCUCACCGAUGAGGAGAAGGCUAGAAUAAAAAGUGAGAGGAAUGUUCUGGAGGCUCUUCUGGGCACAGUGGAGCAGCAGAUAAGUGCUCAAGGGGACCUCACGCUGGAGUACGCGACAGCCAACAACCCCACCGCUAUCACACCGGAGGAGUACUUUGACCCUGCGUUUGACCUUGAAGACCGAGACAUUGGCCGGCCCAUUGAACUUACCAUCCGAACCCAGAAGUUCAAGGGUACAUUGUGGAUGAGCGAGGAACACCCCCUCUCCCUGGUGGAGCAGGUCACCCCCAUCAUCAAUCUCAUGGCCCGGACCAGCACCCACUUCGCCCGGCUGCGGGAUUUUGUCACCCUCAAGUUCCCUCCAGGGUUCCCUGUAAAAAUAGAGAUUCCCCUAUUCCAUGUGCUCAACGCCCGCAUUUCAUUUGGCAGUGUCAACAAAUGCAGCACGGGCGAACCCUUGGAGACACCCCCCUCCGCUGCCACACCCGAGGAGGAGGCGGAGGAGGUGGAGGAGGUGAGGGAGGAGGGCGGCUGCAGCAAAGCUGCAGUUCCCCCUCUAUUCCAGGUGUGCCCGUCGGUGUUUGAAGUGCCCCCACACUACCGCCACCGAGGAGGGGGUGGCAGCCGCCACACGCCGGUGUCAAAUCAUGACGAGGAGCUACUGCAGUAUGCCAUCCACCAGAGUCUGCUGGAGUCCGGUGGUGGAGCCCUGGGACAGGAAGUGACCUGGGAGGAUGCCAAUGGUGACCUCACAGACCCCAUACUCAGUAGCCAGAGUGACGGAAGCAUCCCAGAGGGGGUGCUGGUGGACUUGGGAGACACCACGUCAAGUCAGGCGAGCUCGGGCACCUCGGCCUCCAGCCCCGACACUGACCUCCGCAUGGCCAUGGAGCUGUCGGCCCGGGCCCAGGCCGAGGAGGAGAGGAGGAGGAAGGAGGAAGAGGAGGAGCUGGAGAGGAUAUUGCAGCUCUCGCUCACAGAGAAGUAAAAAAAGGAAAAUAGGAGGGAAAAAAAUAAUAAUUAAGGCCAUGCCUUGCCAUAACUGCAUUAACUGUUCAUUGAUCAAGAAGCGGCCACCACCACACCCCCAAUCCAGCCCCACCCCACUCUCCUCCUUCACUACAAUCUGCCAUGACACCGGAAAAACAUCCAUGUAACAUAUGUCAAACACAACCAUCUGUAUUUAAUACUUUAAUACCUAUUUUUGUUUAAAAAAAAAAUAUUUAACAGAUGUAUUGCUAGAUUUGUAUUUCUGUAUAACACUUAGGCUCUGUCUUAAAAGUGUAGAAGCUGUCAAAUCCUUGAUUCCUCCCGUCCUUUUAAAACAGAGCCAAAGCCACUCCGCUCUCCCGAAGAGGUAUCCAGGUAUUCUUUGAUAUUAUUUUGGGAAGGAUUUCCAUUGGAGUGUAAGGGUUCCAACAAGUGAUUGUGUUUGUUGGGUGUUGUGAAGAGCAGGUUAAACUUGGGACCGGUAGCUGCUUUAGUUGUGGCUCUGGAAGGUUGUUGUUUUAGAGCCCUGGGUCAUGUUCAUUAGGCACCAACUGGAAGGGAGCAGAAUGAAACCGGGAGGGGCUACCUGCACAUUUUCAGUUUCCUGUUGCAAAAAGUUUAAAACAUGUUUUAUUUUUUUAUUAAGAUGACCCUGGAAAUGGCAUUCGAGUCACACAGCCAUUCGGAAAAAUUGAAUAUCUCAGGGUUCCAUUGUUCUACAGUUCCUCUGAAACUAGUGAAAGUGCAGUAUGUUAGUUUAUUGUAGACACAUCGAACAUGGUUUUCUGGUCAUCAAUAUGGAUUUUUUUCAAACAAUAUGACUUGCUGGUGCUUCCAACCCUUUUUCUUCUCGUGCUGCAAGAAUUCAUGUUUUGGAUUUGUGUUGUCAUUGACGCAAUGUUAAAAUGAAAGUGAACUACAUGAUCAUUCAAA